UUGCAUAGAGUUAUCCCUAAGGACCAAAAAGUUAAUAGUUUUUGUCGGCGGAGGAAUUCAGCGCUGGCAUAGACACGUAAGGCAGCGAGAGAGGAAGUAGGUUGAAGGAGGAGGAGCCGAGUCAUCCGCCACGUUGCGUUUUCAAUUCCUUCCUCGCGUGUGGAAAGCAAAGCGAAGGAAGCCAAGGCAGGCACAGGCCAGUCCAGGCUGCAGGACAGGGCAUUAAGCGGGCGAUCACCCGGAGAAGCCCCAUUUGCCAACCAGCCGUACGCAUCUGCAACUUGUGCAUGUGACCACUCGCCCUACUUGUUCCGUUUUUUCUUUGCAUUAGUCAUUGGGAUCUGGAAAAAUACAAGGGUUUAGAGGCGGGAUCGGUCUCCAUUUCAUCAUUUCCGCCACUCCGAUCGGGCCAGCUUGUCUCUCCAGUGGUUGGUGGUCUGUUUUGUUGCAAUUUGAUCCGCUUUUCCGCCUCUGCCGCCCAGGGGUUUGGGUUGUGAGGAAGUGGCAGGACUUGAAGUAAAAAGCUGGACUGUGGAAGUUACUGCUGUUCUAAGAUGCUGGAGUGUUUGCCAAAAUUUAAUAAGACAGCUCUUGGUUGUAUUGGACCCUGACCGUAAGUAUGAGUCAAAAACAGGCAAUGCACUAUAGGCCUCCCACUGCUAAUGGUUCUGGUCGUCGACGACCAGACAAAGAUAUUGGCAGUCGCUCGGAUAAGAUGGUGUAUCCUGCAAGGUCUGGAUCCAACAUUUCUGGUAGCACGGUUGGAGGCCGUAGCAUUUUCAACAAUUUGAACAGUGACAAUGCUAGCCAUGGGGAGAAUGCUAGGCUACAAUGGGAAGGGUCAGUAAGUGGAAGCAAGGUUGGAGAAUCUGAAAGGAUUCAGCAUGAUCGCUUUAUAUUUUCUACAAUGCUUCUGAUUGGUCAGCCUGUUGAAGUCCAGGUGAAAGAUGGGUCUAUUUACUCUGGGAUAUUUUACACAGCAAAUACUGGGAAGGACUAUGGAAUUAUAUUAAAGAUGGCCCGGCGCACAAAGGAUGGAAAUGUUAAGGGAGCAACAAAGGACGCAUUCAAAGAUUCUACAAAAAGGGCUCCUGCAAAGGAAUUGGUGAUCUUUGCAAAUGAUCUUGUUCAAGUCAUUGCCAAGGAUAUUCCACUUAAUGGAGAUGGAGCAGGAAUUGGUCGUGCACGUGAUAAUAGGCAUGAAAUUGUUACAGAUUCCUUUAUAGCGCAUGUUCAUCAGAUUGAGGGAGAGAGAGAGUUGAAACCAUGGACUCCAGACAAGGAUGGUCCUGAAGAUGUUGACUUGGAAGACACAUUUCAGAAUACACGGAAUAGGAAUUGGGAUCAAUUUGAAACAAACAAGUGCCUGUUUGGUGUGGAAAGCACAUUUGAUGAGGAGCUGUACACUACAAAACUUGAGAGGGGACCACAGAUGCGAGAUUUGGAAAGGAGAGCUUCAUUAAUUGCAAGAGAAAUUGAGAAGCAAGCCAGUGGGAAUUUCCAUGUAGCAGAGGAAAGAGGUGUCCCGUUUGCAAAUGAGUCAGAGAAAUUUGAUGAGGAAAGCAAGUAUUCAUCCGUCCUGCGGUCAGAGGAUUUUGGGGAAGAUAAUGAAGAUAGUCACGCCGACAGUCAUAAUGAAGAAACGUUUGGCAAUGCUUUUCCUUGCCCUGAGGACUUGCCAUCUUUUAAAAGUGACAGCAAUAGAAGCCCUCCCAUAGUCGGUGAACCUGAUAAGAAAUCUGGCACUACUUUCCAAGCUUCCUCAGCUGAUUCUUCAGGGGUGAGAGCAUCUCUCCAUCAUAAUCAUUUUGCGAGGGAUACAUCUUUGAUCUCAUCAAAUGCUAGUGACCAACCAACAGGUGAAGUACAGAGUUCAGAUCUAACUGCUUCUCUGGUUAAAGGUGUUAGCAGGGAGCUAAAUGAGUCAAACAUACGUGAAAAUGUAAAGAAUAGCAAGCAACAUAUGGAAAACAAUGCCAAUCGGCAGGCAUCAUUUACUGAGAGUAUGAAAGACAUUUCUAAGGAACUGGAUGUUUUCCCAUCAGAAGUAUCAACUGAUGGAGGGAAAUUGCCUUCAGUUGACAGAUCAGAAAUGUUGCCAAAGGUGGAGUGUUCAGGCUCUAGUCAUUCAUCAACUUUAUCAGCUGUUGCUGCAAGCACUUUGAGCACAGGGUCAUCUGAGCUUGUUGAAGUUACAAAAUCACCAAAACCUGCCUCUUCCAGCAAAGGCCCAUCAGCCAUUCAACCUAUUUCUCCACAGGAACAAUUUCCAUUGACAACUAGUACAGGAAACUCAGGCUCGUCAAUUUCAGAAUCACCGGCAUCCACCUCUGCAUCAUCUGCAUUGACAUCUUCAUUUGAUUCACCUACAGGAAAAGCUUCAUUAAAGAAGUCAGCACUUAAUCCUAAUGCAAAGGAAUUCAAGCUGAAUCCAAAUGCCAAGAGCUAUACCCCCUGUUUCACUACACCUAGACAAACAUCUUCAGUUGUUCCAGGUCCAGUGUUUGUGCAAGGGAGUAUCCCACCUCUGACACCCAUGCAAUCCGUGCCAGUUGGGCUUGGAGUGAACUCUUUAAUGCAGCAAGCUUCUCAACCUGCAAAGUUUGCACAAUACAACAAUGCACUGACAGCAACUGGACCAAAUGGACCAUUUCUCCAAUCUGGAGCUACUUUUGUGCCACGCAUAUCAGGAACUACUGUACCGGCAACUUUGCCUGCACAACAACCAAUCAAAAUUUCACCUCCUGGACAGCAGCAGUUGAUUGCACAUUCUUUCAAUGGUCAACAGCCCAUCAGAUACACUUCCCAGGCUGCUCCACUACACCAGGCACCGGCUUAUGUCCAUCCUGGUAACCAAAUGUAUUCACAACCAAUGGUAUAUGGGCAACCAGGAUCAGUGGUGUAUAUCCAACCUUAUACCAAUGAUAUGAUGCAAGGGUCACAGGUCAGUCUUCCCCAGGGAUCAGUUCCGGCUCAGGCAGCAUCCCAUCAUGCUCAACAGUCUAAGCAUCGUGGAGCUGCUGUCCCUGGGAUGCAAUUUUGUGUAGCUGCUCCCUUUGUUCCUGGACAGCAGCCUUAUGUACAAUCUGCUCCUGUUCCACAUCUUCCCAAUUCCUUACAGCCAUCACCAAGUGUGCUUACUUCGACAUCAUUGCCUGGAAUUCAAAUUCCCCAGGGGAUUGUUGCGGGUCUAGGACCAACCGUUCAGAAUGGUAAUAAUAGCUUAACUGGUAGUAAUGGUAUCUGGGUGAGUGGGAAAGGUACAACUGGAAACUUCCAACAGUAAGGGUUUGGUUGAUUGCUAAGCAAUUCUAGUACUAAUUCUUAAGCCUUUUGUUCUAUUGAUAACUAAUCUAAUUGUAAAUUUUUGUACAAAGAAAACUGGUGGGAUGUUAGUGUUUUGUUUUGGCUGUUUUCAAACCGUAUUUAUUGUAUCAUUUUCUAUUCUUUUCUUAAUUGGAUGCAAUGUGAAGACAUCAUUUAGUAGCA
This is a messenger RNA of Cryptomeria japonica (Japanese cedar), 3489 nucleotides long. RefSeq names its product polyadenylate-binding protein-interacting protein 4. Gene Ontology annotation, biological process: cytoplasmic stress granule assembly. Gene Ontology annotation, molecular function: RNA binding. NCBI's taxonomy places the organism in Eukaryota, Viridiplantae, Streptophyta, Pinopsida, Cupressales, Cupressaceae. The record is from RefSeq and is a predicted model, not a curated record. Bases 620 to 3286 code for a protein of 888 amino acids. Gene Ontology annotation, cellular component: cytoplasmic stress granule. The transcript is spliced from 17 exons.